AUGGCUUCGAAAGCGACCGAGUCAUCCUUAGAACCUGAAAUCAACUACCACCAUGAGGCAGAGCACAUAGAAUCUAGUUUCAAGGGCAUUUUUUCAAAUAAGUAUGUCACCAUCUGCGCCGCGUUCUCGACCUUGGGCGGUGCAAUGUUCGGAUUUGACCAAGGGGUUGUGUCCGUUACUCUCGUUAUGGACCAGUUCCUUCAUCGAUUCCCUGAAGUUGCCGACGGGGCAGCCGGAGCCGGGUUCAAGAAAGGCCUUCUCACAGCUAUGAUUGAGCUUGGGGCUUUUCUUGGUGCUAUGAACCAGGGUUGGAUUGCGGAUAAGAUAUCUCGCAGAUGGUCUAUCAUGGUUGCAGUUGGAAUCUUCUUAGUGGGGUCUGCGAUUCAGACUGGGUCCAUGAACUACAAUAUGUUGGCUGCCGGUCGAUUUGUUGGCGGAAUCGGAGUGGGUAUGAUGGCUAUGGUGGCUCCAUUAUACAUCUCGGAGAUUGCUCCUCCUGAGAUCCGUGGCACUCUACUCGUGCUGCAAGAGCUCUCUAUCGUCACGGCCAUUGUCGCUGCCUUUUACACGACGUACGGAACGAGACACAUACAAAGCGAGUGGUCUUGGCGGCUUCCAUUUCUCGUUCAGAUGGCACCCGCUCUAAUUUUAGGCGCCGGUGUGCCCUUUCUUCCGUAUUCCCCCCGUUGGCUUGCAUCCAGGGGACGGGACGAUGAAGCUUUGAAAGUUCUAUGCAAGCUCCGACAGCUUCCUGCUACCGAUCGACGUGUUCUCUGCGAGUGGCUGGAGAUUCGGUCAGAAGUUGCUUUUUGCAAGGAACAACUUGCAGAGCGACACCCCUCGCUACAAGACCCGAGUCUUACAAGCCGCAUGAAGCUUAACAUUGUAGGCUACCUAGACUGCUUUCGUCCUGGUGCUUGGAAAAGAACUCACGUGGGCAUCGGCCUUAUGUUCUUUCAGCAGUUUGUUGGCAUCAAUGCCCUGAUCUACUAUUCUCCGACCCUCUUUGGCACUAUGGGGCUCAAUUACGAGAUGAGACUUGAUAUGUCCGGCGUUAUGAACAUCUGCCAAGUGGUAGCCUGCUUCUUCUCACUCUGGGCUAUGGAUCGCUUUGGUCGACGUCCCUUAUUGUUAGCAGGAGGCAUCUGCAUGGUCAUCUCUCAUUUUAUUAUUGCGGUUCUUGUGGGCAAGUUUAGAAACGAAUGGGCCACACGUCAAGCCGAAGCUUGGACUUCAGUGGCAUUUUUGCUGUUCUUCAUGUUGACGUUCGGCGCUACUUGGGGGCCCAUUCCUUGGGCCAUGCCUGCCGAGAUCUUCCCUUCGUCUCUCCGUGCCAAAGGUAUGGCAUAUACGACGAUGUCCAACUGGCUCAACAAUUUCAUUAUCGGCCUGAUCACCCCACCUCUCAUUCAGAACACGGGAUUCGCUUCAGCAAGGCCAACUGCAUGCAAAGCCUCCAGUGGCUCCGGAAAAUGGUCCCAGGCGAGGGCAGCUUAUCUUCUGACAAACGACAAGAUGAAUUCUAUUGUUGCUUUGCCGAUUGGCCCAGACGGACUCCUCGCCGCGGGGACAGUAACGUCAUCCAGCGGUGCUGGUUCAAACUCCAUCAGCGGCAUGACGAAUAAACCGGCUGCUCCAGAUGCGUUGGUAUCUCAGUCGGCUCUAACGGUGGUGGGAAGUCAUUUGUUUUCUGUGAACGCGGGUUCCAACACUGUUUCUAUGUUCAAAAUUGACGCUGCCGACCCGACAAAGCUCACUAUGGUUGGCCAACCCGCUGUUGUGCCUGGCGAAUUCCCCAACACAGUGGCUGCAUCUGAUGGAAACAAACUUGUUUGCGUCGCAACAACCGGUGCGAAGGCAGGCAUCGCGUGCGCUCCGUUCUCCGAGUCCGGUAUAGGUGCAAUGGAUGGUCUUCGUCCUAUUGACUUGAACCAAAGUACCCCGCCGGUUGGACCUACCAAUACUGUGUCGCAAGUCUUCUUUUCCGCGGAUGGGAGAGAUCUAUACGCUACUGUGAAGGGAGAUCCAACAAAGAACAACACUGGGUUCUUCGCCGCCUAUCCGGUUGCUAGGCAGUCUGGAACCGCGCGUGUGAGCCAACAACCGGUGCGCUCAUCACCCAAGGGCACGGCUGUUCUCUUUGGUUCCUCAACUAUCCCGAAUUCCGACAACGUUUUCGUGACAGACGCGUCUUUCGGCGCUGCUGUCCUAUCGGUCGACAGCAAUUCCAAGGUCGCUACGGUUAAAGCCAAGGCCGCUAUUGAUGGACAGAAAGCUACUUGCUGGGUUACAAUAUCGCCGGCUACGCACUCCGCAUUCGUCACAGAUGUUGCUUCGAACAGGCUGGUGGAGAUGUCUUUGGUAGAUGCCAGUAUCAAGAACACCAUCGAUCUGGCUUCCAAUGGUGACCCGGGGUUGGUUGAUUUGAAGGCUGCUGGCAGAUUUAUUUAUGCUCUUAGUCCUGGAAAUGGCACGACACAAGCGGCAGUGACGGUGGUUGAUGCGAUGAGCAAGCAGCAGGUUCAACACUUCGAGUUGAAGGCUCUUGGAGUUGGGGGCAACGCUCAAGGAAUGGCUCUGUUUCUUUGA
Colletotrichum karsti is the source of this 2589-nucleotide messenger RNA. RefSeq lists its product as uncharacterized. Bases 1 to 2589 code for a protein of 862 amino acids. Gene Ontology annotation, cellular component: membrane. Gene Ontology annotation, molecular function: carbohydrate:proton symporter activity; protein binding. The transcript is spliced from 9 exons. Gene Ontology annotation, biological process: carbohydrate transport; transmembrane transport. The record is from RefSeq and is a predicted model, not a curated record. NCBI's taxonomy places the organism in Eukaryota, Fungi, Ascomycota, Sordariomycetes, Glomerellales, Glomerellaceae.